This is a messenger RNA of Fusarium oxysporum Fo47, 591 nucleotides long. RefSeq lists its product as uncharacterized. Lineage: Eukaryota; Fungi; Ascomycota; Sordariomycetes; Hypocreales; Nectriaceae. The record is from RefSeq and is a predicted model, not a curated record. The transcript has 2 exons. Bases 1 to 591 code for a protein of 196 amino acids.
AUGUCUUCAAUCCGUGCAAUUUUGACUCCUCAACUCCGCGCAGCCAUCAGACCUCAACACUUCCGCACUUACCAGAAACCUAUCCGUUUUCAAGUCGCAGCCAUGUCCGCCGUCUCAGACGCGAUUGUCAAAGACCAUCGUGAGCUUAAGGACUACUACAAUGAAGUAGUCAACUCCACCGACCACGAUCACCAGCAGCGCUUCGGUAAUCAAUUCGUGUGGGAGCUUGCGCGUCAUUCCAUCGGCGAAGAGCUCAUUGUCAAGGAACUACUCAAGGUCUUCCAGAACCUCAAAGCCCAAGAUCCUGAGUAUCUUCCCAAGAUCAAAGAAAUCUGGGGCUUGCUGGAGAAGCACAUUGAAGAGGAAGAGAACCGAGAUUUGCCUGCUCUUGAACAGGCGAUCAAGUCGCAUGACCAAGAGACGGAGAGUUUGGCGACGCAGUUUGCUCGUACGAAGCAGUUUGUGCCGACGAGGAGUCAUCCAAGCGCUGGAGAGAAUCCGCCUUAUGAGUCGGUUAUGGGACUCAUGGCGGCGCCUAUCGAUAAGCUUGCUGAUAUGUUCCGCAAGUUCCCUGAUAAGAGUCAGCUGUAA